Molecule: messenger RNA, 951 nt
Organism: Helianthus annuus (common sunflower)
Lineage: Eukaryota; Viridiplantae; Streptophyta; Magnoliopsida; Asterales; Asteraceae
Exons: 2
Coding region: 1-951 (316 amino acids)
Source: RefSeq, a predicted model, not a curated record
AUGACAGGUGUCCACAUUAUAUUGGGCAUGAAUUUACGAGGUGUUACAAAUGUGAAACUCGACAAGACACUCAAAGAACUUGGGUUUAGCAGGUGUGUUCACGAGCAAGCAGUGUACAAGGUGAGUAACUCGAGUUCAAUCUUGAUAGUGGGAAUCUAUGUAGAUGACUUGAUAGUCACUAGGUCGAGUGAAGACAAGAUCUUGGAGUUCAAACAGAAGAUGAAAUUAAUUUUUGACAUGAGUGAUAUGGGGAAGUUAAGUUAUUAUUUGGGUAUGGAGGUUGAUCAAAGAAAGGAUGAUAUCACCAUUAAGCAAGAAAGUUAUGCUAUAAAGAUACUAAAGAUGGCAGGAAUGCAAGAUUGCAAUGCAGCCAAAUGGCCUAUGAAUCCGAAGCCACAACUUACUAAAGAUGAAGCUGGAAAGGAAGUGGAUCCAACUGAAUACAGGCGCAUCAUUGGCAGUCUCAGGUAUUUAAUACAUACUCGUCCUGAUCUAAGCUACUUAGUCGGAGUAGUUAGUAAAUUCAUGCAAACUCCAAAUGAGAGUCAUUAUGCUGCUGUGAAACAAAUAGUGAGAUACCUCAAAGGUACAACGAGCUACGGAUUAAGGUAUGCUAAAGGUGGAGAUGGUCAGCUUAUUGGUUAUAGUGACAGUUCACAUGGAACUGAUGUCCAAGACCGGAGAGGAACAACAGGAAUGGCGUUUUACUAUUCAGGUAAUUUGAUAACAUGGGCAUCUCAGAAACAGCAGACUGUAGCUCAAAGCUCCUGUGAAGCUGAAUUCAUGGCUGCCGCAUCUGCUGCAUGCCAGAUUGAUAUGGCUGACGUUGAGGGUGGAGCCGGGGUGGUGGAAGUGGCGGUGGAGAUGGAGGUGGCGGUGGUGGUGGAGGACGUGGUAGAGGUGGCGGUAGAGGUGGAGGGUGGGGGUGGGGUGGUGGAGGACGUGCGUUAG